CUCUACCUCAUCGCAUUGCGGAGAACCCCAGUAACCAUUGAUACCCCUCAAUCCCUCUGAUAAUGUGAGUCCCAUACACUCUUCUCCUUCUCGCCUGAGAUUCGCAGAGGCUAUAGGGAUCAGAAUGCGUACUCAGCUCUUUUCACGAUUGUCCGCGAGACAAUUGCACAUCUACAAAGGCCUCAACUUGCCGAGGCACUUCCCAGCCCGGUCGUUUCACGCAUCUACAAGAUAUCAAGUGGUAAAGCCGUUUCUACUGGCCGACAUCGGUGAAGGAAUUCGGGAAUGCGAGAUCAUCCAAUGGUUCGUGGAGCCUGAAGCUCGUGUCGAGGAAUGGGACAAGUUAUGUGAGGUCCAGAGCGAUAAGGCGUCGGUAGAGAUCACCAGCCGAUUCGCGGGAGUCAUAAAAAAACUGCACUAUGAAGCAGGGGAGAUGGCCAAAGUUGGGCAGCCCUUGCUGGACAUCGAUAUACAGGGCGAGAUCAAGCAGGAGGAUCUGGAUGCUUUGACGGCGGCAAGUGCUGGCGAGGAGUCCCAGGCACGGGCACAAGAUACAACACAGGCAGAAGAUACAACAGAGCCACCAGCUGUAGCAAGCAAGCCAAGCCAAGAGACGCCAGAACCGGAGAAGCCACCCCAACCUAGAGGGAAGCAUGCCACGCUCGCGACGCCAGCAGUCAGGCACCUCACCAAGGAGUUGAAUGUCAACAUAGCGGAUGUCCAGGGCACAGGGAGGGAUGGCCGCGUUCUGAAGGAGGACGUGUAUCAAUUUGCAAAGCGUCGAGAUACCGUCCCUACAGCCGCGGAACCAGUUUCUCCAGCCGCCGCCGCCGCAGCAGCAGCAGCAGACAGUGGCCCACAGAAGGAGACCAUCACUCAACUGACCAACACGCAAGCCCAGAUGUUCAAGACGAUGACCAGAUCCCUGAGCAUCCCACACUUCGUCUACGCAGACGAGAUCGAUUUCACCAAGCUCUCGGACCUGCGGCAGCGGCUGAACCAGGGACUCGCCCAGGCGCCCCUCGACAACCUCAGCAAACUAUCCUACCUCCCCUUCAUCAUCAAAGCCGUCUCCAUGGCGCUGCACCGCUACCCCUCCCUAAACGCACGCGUCGACGUCGACCGCAGCACCUCCAAACCCGUCCUCGUCCUACGCUCCCAACACAAUAUCGGCAUCGCCAUGGACACGCCCUCAGGCCUCAUCGUGCCCGUCAUCAAAAACGUCUCCCAGCUCUCCAUCCACUCCAUCGCGCUCGAGCUCUCGCGUCUCCAAUCCCUCGCCGCCACCGGCCGCUUCCCCGCCGCCGACCUCACCGGUGGCACCAUCACCAUCUCCAACAUCGGGAAUAUCGGCGGCACGUACGUGUCCCCCGUGCUGGUCGACUCAGAGGUCGCGAUCCUCGGCAUCGGCAAGGUGCGGCCUGUUCCGGCGUUCGAUGAGGACGGCCAGGUGGUCCGGAAACAGAUCAGUACGUUUAGCUGGAGUGCGGAUCAUCGCGUCAUUGAUGGUGCUACGAUGGCGCGCGCGGCCGAGCUGGUGCGUGGCUUUGUCGAGAACCCGGAUACCAUGCUGCUGCAUCUGAGCUGAUGCGGCUCGGCGAGCGUCCGAUUUACGAGCGCAUGCAUGGCUGGCUGGGUAUAUAGUGCAUGUACCUACCUUACCUUAUGUUGUGGGUGGGUAGUAGGUAAGGUAGGGGCCUUCACUUUACUUCACUUCACUUCAGUUCAGCCUUAACGUGAUGCUGAUGGUGACGGUUGAGUUCGAUGCUCGUCACGUUACACGGGGUUGCUAGGUAGAUACCCCGCGAAAUGAAAAAGGAGGCCACCCCUAUUCCCGGGAUAUACAAUACAGGAGGAGAUGUAUCUACUUUAUCUAUAAACCGAGAAUUGAAUAAUAAAUAAAGAAAUAAAAUUG
Molecule: messenger RNA, 1915 nt
Organism: Amorphotheca resinae ATCC 22711
Lineage: Eukaryota; Fungi; Ascomycota; Leotiomycetes; Helotiales; Amorphothecaceae
Exons: 2
Coding region: 125-1588 (487 amino acids)
Cellular component (GO): cytoplasm; mitochondrion
Molecular function (GO): acetyltransferase activity; lipoic acid binding
Source: RefSeq, a predicted model, not a curated record